UCUCAUCUUUCUCUAUAAAAAGUGUUGGAAUGAAAAAUUCGCUGUGCUUCCCCAAUUCGGAGAUAUUGGCUGAAAACUGGCCUCGAAAAAAAAGCACUUGCUCUAUAGUUGACUGCAUCGCUGCAGACUUGCGAUUUUAAAAUAUUUUCCAUGUGGUAAUUUGAUGCAGAAGACUAUAGAAUCCUCUCGAAAAUAUAUCCAUGAGAAGAAAAUGACUCUGGUUAUGCCGAUGAAAACGGGAAAACGUCUUGAGGCCAUUUGAAAUUGAAUAGUGGGGGCUGGUUGAAGCGAGGCCGCCAUGUUUCAACUCGUGCUUCCUGUCUAGCCACUCGGUUUAACCGGCCAUUCCGCUUGAAUCCUCCAAGUGUUGAAAGCCAAACCAAUUGGUCCGCUAAAUUAGCUCAGAGCCAAGCUCUUUAAAAUCAAAAAAACCAACGAGAAUAGAGUGUGAGUAAGAGAACAGAACGAGAUGCUCGUCAGCUGUACGUGAUGAUCUACGCACUUGAGAUGACGUCUGACAUAAUCUAAUUAACUCAUCAAUCAAUCGACGGGUGCCACUUUGAUUUCGUGAAGUUUGGUAAAUCAAUCUCGGUGCUAUUGGUUCCCAGAGUGUAAUUGUCCGGUGGUGUCUUGUGGUAUCGGUGGUAUCAACGGGUUUUGGACAUUUUAACCUAUAAAUUGAAUCUAGAUUGACAAUGGCGAACCUCAGACAGACACCGUUGACCUGCAGUGGACACACUAGACCGGUUGUUCAUCUCGCCUUUUCAGAUGUCACGGAUUCUGGGUAUUAUCUCAUAUCAGCGUGCAAAGAUGGAAAGCCCAUGCUUCGUCAAGGUGACACUGGCGAUUGGAUUGGCACUUUUGAAGGACACAAGGGAGCAGUUUGGGGGGUUGCUUUGAAUCGAGAGGCCACCAGGGCUGCCUCUGGGGCCGCGGACUUCAACGCCAAGGUCUGGGAUGCCAUCAAGGGAGAGGAGAUACACUCCUUUCAGCAUAAUCAUAUCGUCAAGUCCGUCAGCUUCAGCACUGAUUCUCAUCAUCUGUGCACUGGCUCUAAUGAGAAGCUCCUGAGGAUUUUUGAUCUUAAUAAACCCGAGGCAGCACCUCAGAAAUUUUCAGGCCACACAAGUUUCAUAAAGCACGUCACCUUCUUCGACCAUGAUAAAUCCUUGGUGAGCUGUGCUGACGAUAAAACCCUCCGUGUCUGGGACAGAAGCAGUGGCCUGGAGACACGCAGACUGGACUUCCCAGCAAUACCUAGCUCUAUGGAAGUAUCUAAGGACGGAAGCAUUAUCACAACAACGCAUGCUAACAUCGUCACAUUUUGGAAUAGUCAUGACUUGACAAAAAUUCGAGAGUUCACUAUUCCAACUCAGGUGAACAGUGUCAGUCUUCAUCCCGAUAGAACCAUGUUCGUCUGCGGUGGAGAGGAUCUCAAGAUGUACAAAUUCGAUUACACAUCUGGUGCAGAAAUCGAAUCCUUCAAAGGACACUUCGGUCCCGUCCACUGUGUGAGAUUCUCUCCAGACGGUGAAUUGUACGCAAGUGGCUCUGAAGAUGGAACCCUCCGCCUCUGGCAGACAACCGUUGGAAAAACGUAUGGCCUUUGGCGUUGUACCGAGCAAACUCCAACCAUCCAGGAAAACCCAUCCACCAUGAAUAACAAGCAAGAAGUAUCCGCCAGUUAAAUCACCUUCAAUGUCCCCGGACAAUGAAAUUCUCUGUAAAUAUUGGAUCUCAGCGAGUCCGUGCAAUUAUCAUCGAUCAAGUCUCCCGCCUUCCCCUCCUCACCCCAAUGCUUCCAAUUUAUAAGUAAACAGGCAUUUAAUAAAGUGCAUUCGCUUAGAAAUGCACGGUAAGUCCAUGUAUUUAUUAUGAAAUUGAUGAAUGUAAUUGAAUAGAAGUUUUUAAAGCAGCUCAA
Messenger RNA from Fopius arisanus, 1921 nucleotides. RefSeq names its product serine-threonine kinase receptor-associated protein wmd (gene wmd). Gene Ontology annotation, molecular function: RNA binding; protein binding. Gene Ontology annotation, cellular component: SMN complex. The coding region runs from base 696 to 1688 and encodes 330 amino acids. Gene Ontology annotation, biological process: spliceosomal snRNP assembly. The transcript has 5 exons. Lineage: Eukaryota; Metazoa; Arthropoda; Insecta; Hymenoptera; Braconidae. The record is from RefSeq and is a predicted model, not a curated record.